GAAAAACAAACUACUCUCUUCUCUACUCAAACUUCACAAAGAGAACAACUAGGAAAAAUGGUUAGAACUCCUUGCCGUGAUGAGAAUGGGAUGAAGAAAGGUACAUGGACACCGGAGGAAGACAGGAAGCUCAUAGCUUAUGUCACUAGGUAUGGCUGCUGGAAUUGGCGCCAGCUUCCCAGGUUUGCAGGUCUGUCAAGGUGUGGGAAGAGCUGCAGACUGCGGUGGAUGAAUUAUUUGAGGCCAAACAUCAAGAGAGGAAACUACAGUCAAGAGGAAGAGGAAACUAUCAUCAAAUUACACCAGCAGUUGGGCAAUAGAUGGUCAGCUAUAGCGGCCCAGCUACCAGGAAGAACAGACAAUGAGAUAAAAAAUCACUGGCAUACAAACCUCAAGAAACGCAUGAACAAUAAACACUACAAAUCAUCUUCAUCAUCAUCAUCAUCAUCAUCAUCAUCAUCAUCAUCAGUCACACAAACUGAUGAUCAAGAAACACCCAAUUGCUCAGGCCUUGUAGAGCUAGCCGUCGAUCAGCUAACUAAGAGUGCUACAAUUUUACCAAAUGCAGAUGAAACAGCUGAUCAUCUUCAAGUGCCCCAAACUGAUCAUGAUCAUCUUGAUAAUAUCUUCCAACUGUCGUCGCCGCAACCCUCGUCGAGUGAAGUCUCGUCCUUGACCACAGACAAUGCCCCGGUUGUUUUAAGCAGCAUGAAUAAUGAUGAUUGGGUUAAUUAUGUGGAAGAGGACAAUGUUAUUAGCUCCAUGGAAGCAUAUGCAGAUGUUCAGUUCGGCAAUGAUUUCUGGACCGAGCCAUUUUUGGCUGAUACCUCCUACAUCCCGUGUGGGCUUUUGACUCCCUCCAUGGAUUCCGAGUUUUUCUAUCCACUGUUUGAUUGAGAUUUCUUGUAACACACAACAUGAUAUCAGCCUAUCUAAUUUCAAAUUUUAUGCUUGGAGGUCUUUUGGAAUAGAAAUGCAUGCAUUUUAUUA
Molecule: messenger RNA, 990 nt
Organism: Prunus persica (peach)
Lineage: Eukaryota; Viridiplantae; Streptophyta; Magnoliopsida; Rosales; Rosaceae
Product: transcription factor MYB14
Exons: 3
Coding region: 58-897 (279 amino acids)
Source: RefSeq, a predicted model, not a curated record